UGCUUCAGGUUUCAACGAAUGAAUCAUUUUCAGGAUUAUAUUCAACUAACAAUGACCAUCUGCUGCAGAUCAUGUAACUACCCUAAGAAUGGCACAUCAGACUAUCACUUGGAUGAGCACCUUCCUCUGCCUCGCGCAAGUUUUCUCGAUGCCCAUGCCUUGCAAGCUUCAACGACAUCUUGUGGGAACAACCUACCUUCUACUGAGAGACAUGGGAGGUCAUUUUCCACUGGAGUGCCUGCAGGAGAAUGUCUUCAUGGCAUUCCCAGCCACUGCUUUCGCAUCCUCCGGCGAGCCACAGUUGAGCAGCAGUGGUGCUAAGUCUAUAUAUGAAACAUUGAAGAACAUCGACACAUUGUUCAGAACUGACGAACUGCCGACAAUGUGGGACCAACAGAAGUUGGAGUAUUUUCAGAACAUUAUCUACCGUCAGAUUGAAGAGAGCGAGUGUAUGAUGGGGAGAAUGGACACACGUGAUUAUCUAAUCAGGGCAAAGAUGCUGAAUACCUACUUUAGGAACAUCGCGGCUGUCCUAAAAGAAAAAAAUUUCACUUACUGCGCCUGGGAAGUGGUUCGAAAAGAAAUCCUGUACACCCUAGAAUUCAUUCUGAUACACCACUCUGACAGCCUUCUGUGGUCCAACAGAACAUGA
Molecule: messenger RNA, 652 nt
Organism: Oncorhynchus mykiss (rainbow trout)
Lineage: Eukaryota; Metazoa; Chordata; Actinopteri; Salmoniformes; Salmonidae
Product: interferon alpha-1-like
Biological process (GO): defense response
Cellular component (GO): extracellular region
Molecular function (GO): cytokine receptor binding
Source: RefSeq, a predicted model, not a curated record